Molecule: messenger RNA, 800 nt
Organism: Diabrotica balteata
Lineage: Eukaryota; Metazoa; Arthropoda; Insecta; Coleoptera; Chrysomelidae
Source: the annotation of a GenBank genome assembly
GAGGAUACCUUUACGAACGUCUCGUAAAAAUCGAAAGAAGAAAAUAUAAUUUAUGUCAAAGGGUGACAUUCCAAAUUUUGACAGUGUUGUUUACAGCUUUAUAUGAGACAAGUUAUACAACUUUUUAUAUUUAUACUAUGUUCAUCCUCCAUAAAUGCCUUCACGCGUGAUACAAAUCUACAAAAUGUAUUUGAAGAUAAUUUAUAUGCAGAUCUUACAGACUGCAACUUUACGAUGAAAACUCCAAAAAUUGUAAUUAAUCCCUAUAAAGAAAAAAUGAAAAAUUUUGUCCCGUCAAAACCAUUUUCAUCAGUAUAUUUAAAGUGUGCAACUUGUUUGUCAAUCGCAAGUGAGAUAGACAAAACUUUACGAAACGUUAGACCAAUGUCUUCAUUUGAUAAAAGACCUCCAGAUAUUGUACAUUCAGAAAUAGUUACUAAAUUGAGUUCAUUAUGUACAGAAGGAUUUAACAGAUUUGAUUUAAGAAGGUAUAACGAUUAUAUUGUAAUAUCAAAUAAAUUAGCUUGUAGUGAUCAUGUUCGAACUGAGAUGGAUAAAACUUGGACAAAUAAAUUACGUGAAGUAUGUAACUUAUAUAUAUCCUACAUGAAUGUCGAAAAUAUUAGUGCUAAUUUACCUACUAGUUUUAAGGACAUUUCGACAAGCCUGUGCAGUACUGGCGGUGUAUUUCGAGAUUGCAUAAAUAUUGAUGACGAUACCUACAAAAAAGUAUUAAUCGAGCUUAAUAAUUGUGAAAACUGCAAUUGUAGAGGAAAUCUUAUACGUUGGUAAUUUAAGUC